This is a messenger RNA of Frieseomelitta varia, 1804 nucleotides long. RefSeq names its product eukaryotic translation initiation factor 5B-like. The coding region runs from base 21 to 1775 and encodes 584 amino acids. Lineage: Eukaryota; Metazoa; Arthropoda; Insecta; Hymenoptera; Apidae. The transcript is spliced from 6 exons. The record is from RefSeq and is a predicted model, not a curated record.
GAAAAUAAAACGUUUUAAAAAUGGCUCCCAAGAUGAAAAAACCUGCAAAAGAUAAGGUCGGGAGGAGAGAUCAAAAUAUGAAGGAAAUGAAGGAACCAACGAAACCUCCUCGAGCGGCAGCCGGCAGAUUAAGAAAAGUAGAGAGACCGAAACUGAAGGCAAAAAGAGUUAGGCGUAAAUUGAAAGGAUGGCUAGCGACGCCGGCUGAUUGGACGCGUUUCAAUGCCUGGGCGAAAAUCAACGCACUACCAAAAAAGUAUCCGGAACCUGAGCCUAUAGUUCGACCAUCGAGGCCAUUGUCUCAAUUAAAGAAAAGGAUCAAAAUGUUGGCGAAACCAAAGGAGAGACCCGAUGAAAGCAUUCAUUGCAGAUUAGAUCUUACUAUCUCGAAAAUGGCAUUAAGAGCAAUUCCAUCUAAAAGAACGAUUUUACUAGCUCUACCAAAGAUAAGACUGGUCGAUUUUGGUCGAAUUUAUUAUCAGGUUUCUCCAGCAGCAUUGAAGUACCAGCCAACUCGAAGAAUCAUCGAGCUGAGUAUGCCUCGUGUCUUUAUUAAAGAAGAAUACAAACCAUCUAGAUUACAGGAGCGAGUAUUGGAUGAAGAGAGAUUGAGCAAAUUGGCUUUAGCGAAGAAACUGCUCGAUCAUUCUGGACAAUUAACCAAGGAAGAACUAGAGGAGCUCUUUACAUAUGGCGUAAAGAAAACUGCGCGUUUAUAUCAAAUUACACCUUGGAUAAGUUUCCUGGCUAUGCCAUCAUACAGGAUGAUAAAAGACAGGGAAGACGAGCAGGCGAAAACUUUCAAGAAAACGAUAAUCGAGGAAGAAGAGAAAAGGGGCAAGAAGGCUUUUGCAGAGUAUAAGAGAAGGAAAGAGGAGAAGAGAAGAGGGAAGAAACGAAGUAGGAAAAUUAUCGAGGCGGAAGAAGAGGUGUAUGAAACUGAAGAGAAAGAACGGGAAGCCAAGAGAAGAAAACUUGAGAAAUAUGCUUGGAGAGUUGCACCGUAUCCGUGCAUAAAUAUUCCAAUCCCCAUCAAGAAAGCAGUAUUGAAAACCAAAGCAUCUCCACGUACGGUCGAACUAGCUAAGCCGCGCGAGCGUAAAUAUAAAACUUUUAAAACUGACCCUUUUACCAUAAAAAAAGGUGCAUUGGAGGCCACGGCUACUGAAAGAAUCGAAUCUUUAGCGAAACCAAAGAGCCCUCGAAGCCUCAUCGAAAGGAAACCGCCGCGUAAGAAAGAUAAAUAUGGAAGACCGAUAUUCGAAAUGCCCAUUUAUGGCAGAGUUCUGCCAAAAAUGAAGCCGUAUAAAAUGGGCAAUUGUCCGGAACCGAAAAAGGAGAAGCCUCCUGCUAAAAAGCGACCGAUUGAUCCGAUUAUUUAUGAAGCAACCUAUGAUCCUUGUAUCUAUCCAGACUUGGCGAAGAGGCAGAAAAUCGAACGGAAACGAGCUGAGAAAUUAUUGAAAAAGAAGCCUCGUAGAAAAAAGAAAUUGGAAAGACCUGAACAUCGUGGUCCGACAGAAGCAGAAGAUAAAAAGGAAGAAGUGGAAGAAAAGGAAACGGGCGAAACAGUUGAUAAAACUGAAACUGAAUUAACUGAAGUAACCGAAGAAACUGAGGUAACCGAAGGGACAGAUGUAACUGCUGAAGUAACUGAAGAAACUGAGGUAACCGAAGGAACAGAUGUAACUGCUGAAGUAACUGAAGAAACUGAGGUAACCGAAGGAACAGAUGUAACUGAAGUAGCUGACGAACCUGAAGAGGAAAGAAAGUAAAAAUAUGAGAAUAGAAAGUAAAAAUAUGA